Messenger RNA from Atta colombica, 1409 nucleotides. It is a transcript of the gene PhKgamma, whose product is annotated as phosphorylase b kinase gamma catalytic chain, skeletal muscle/heart isoform. Gene Ontology annotation, molecular function: phosphorylase kinase activity; calmodulin binding; ATP binding. The coding region runs from base 1 to 1251 and encodes 416 amino acids. The transcript is spliced from 9 exons. Gene Ontology annotation, biological process: glycogen biosynthetic process; protein phosphorylation. Gene Ontology annotation, cellular component: phosphorylase kinase complex. NCBI's taxonomy places the organism in Eukaryota, Metazoa, Arthropoda, Insecta, Hymenoptera, Formicidae. The record is from RefSeq and is a predicted model, not a curated record.
AUGGCGAAGGAUGAAGGGGAUGAUGUGCUGCCGGACAAGGACGCAGCGAAGGGUUUUUAUGCUAAGUACGAGCCCAAAGAGAUUUUAGGAAGAGGAAUAUCUUCCACUGUAAGACGAUGCAUAGAGAAAGAAACAGGAAUGGAAUAUGCGGCUAAAAUUAUAGACAUCAGUAAUGAGACUAAUGAGGAUAUGCAUACUAUGAAGGAUGCUACGCUGCAAGAAGUGCAAAUACUUCGUAGAGUAGCUGGACAUCCAUAUAUCAUUGAAUUGCAUGAUGUUUUUGAAUCUAGUACAUUUAUAUUCUUAAUUUUUGAAUUGUGCAAGAAUGGAGAAUUAUUUGAUUAUCUCACGUCGGUCGUGACACUUUCUGAAAAGAAAACGCGUUAUAUCAUGAGACAAGUAUUCGAAGGAAUCCAGCAUGUACAUAAUCAAGGAAUAGUACACAGAGAUUUAAAACCUGAGAAUAUAUUACUUGAUGAUAAUUUGAACGUGAAGAUAACUGACUUCGGAUUUGCCAAAAUAUUGAAACAUGGAGACAAAUUAGAAGACCUUUGUGGUACACCUGGCUAUUUAGCACCAGAAGUAUUAAAGUGUAAUAUGUUUGAGAAUACAGAUGGUUACGGAUAUGAAGUCGAUAUAUGGGCUUGUGGCGUGAUUAUGUUUACACUAUUAGUUGGCUGUCCUCCAUUUUGGCAUCGAAAACAAAUGGUUAUGCUUAGGAAUAUAAUGGAAGGAAAAUAUUCAUUCACAUCUCCCGAAUGGGCUGACAUAACAGAAGCUCCAAAAGAUUUAAUAAGAAAGUUGCUAGUUGUUGAUCCCAAGAGAAGAAUUUCUAUAAAGGAUGCGUUAGAACAUUCAUUCUUUCACACCGUCCUAUGGGAUCAAGACAUCGCUCCUCUAAAACGUUCUCUGUCAUCUAACUCGCGACGUCUGAGUAGGAUAUCUCAAUUAGCUUUGGAGUUGAAGGCGAAAUCAUUCAAUGCAAGGAAGAGAUUUCAAUUGGCAAUUAUUUGUGUGAGAGCUGUUAUUCGUAUUAAACGGCUUCAUAUCACGCCUGAACCGCUUUCGACACACGUAGCUUGUACUGACCCAUAUAGAAUAAAAAUUCUGCGGAAGGUGAUUGAUGGCUGUGCGUUUCGUGUCUAUGGACACUGGGUAAAGAAGGGAGAAGGCCAGAAUCGUGCGGCACUUUUUGAAAAUACACCAAAGACAGAAUUGAAGCAUCUGUAUGUUAGUAAUUUAAGUAGAUAACUAUUAUUGUUUUAGUUAAAUUUACUGAUACCGGAAUCUCGAUGGUCCUAACGAAAUAUAUUUCAUAAAGACAGAUAUAACUGUCUUAGUUUUGCAGAAUGUAAAAUAUUCAUGAUAGAAAUUUUUUUUUAAAUUGAAGUAUAGGCUAAAUAGUACUU